Molecule: messenger RNA, 315 nt
Organism: Perkinsus marinus ATCC 50983
Lineage: Eukaryota; Perkinsozoa; Perkinsida; Perkinsidae
Exons: 1
Coding region: 1-315 (104 amino acids)
Source: RefSeq, a predicted model, not a curated record
AUGACCAUCACCACAACAAUUAUCACCAUUACUAUCACCACUGCUACCACCACUGCUAUCACCACUGCUAUCACUACUGCUAUCAUUACUGCUAUCAUUACUGUUAUCACCACUGCUAUCACUACUGCUAUCAUUACUGCUAUCAUUACUGUUAUCACCACUGCUAUCACUACUGCUAUCAUUACUGUUAUCACCACUGCUAUCACUACUGCUAUCAUUACUGCUAUCACCGCUGCUAUCACCACUACUAUCACCACUCUGGCGUGGCAUUCGAGAGAGUUGAAAGAGUACUACAUCCUUCUUGAUGGCGCCUAG